AUGAGUGAGAAAGGUGACAAAGUUCCCAAGGCGACGCCACAGGAAGCCAAGUCGGCCUCAAGACCGACGUCACCCACGCCGGUGACAUCAGCAACGCUGACAGUGCCAACGGUACUACCGGCAGAAGCACCUCCACCGACGGUGGAAAAACGCGUAACACGCGCCUCAUCUCCUGCCGGCUUGUCAACGGAGUUGUCCAUGAAGGCCAAGACGCAAAUGAGUAGAGUCGAAGGCCUCCGCAAAUUAAUGGACAAGAUGCCGGAAAUGAUGGAUGAAACUUCUCUCGACGAGAUCGACUUCAUCGACAAGCAGGUCGAUGAAAUACACAAGGCGUUCCAAAAGGAGCAUUCCUACCUUGAAGUUACCUGGCCUUCGGGUCAGAACUCCCAUCCAUAUGUCAGCGACAAUUGCUACGACCUCGAGAUGAGCGUGGUCAUCGAAAUCAGACGACGUCUGUGCAAGUUUCGGGCCGCAUUCGCAAGGCUGCACGCAGCGCGUGCAGCAUCACCAUCACGACAAAGGCCGUCGAAACUCCCUGAAUUGACGCUUCCCACUUUCGCGGGUCGCUAUGAAGCGUGGCCUGCGUUUUGCGAGCUUUUCAAAUCAAUAAUCAUCGAUAAUCACCGAUUAUCUGAUGUGGAGAGGCUGCAUUACUUGAGGUCAAGCCUCCAAGGGGAGUCGCUACGCGCCAUCUCCAACCUGCCGGCGAUAGGAGAAUCCUUCCCAAUUGCUUGGAAGAAUUUAAAGCAACGCUUUGAGAACAAGAGAAUCAUCGUACAAUCUCUGCUUGACAAGCUCUGUGCGACACCACCAGUGCAACAGAAGAGCGCAAUGGUUCUCCACAACGUGGCGGCCAAUUUGCGCGAUUUCAACACCUCGUUGCGCGCUCUUGCUUCAACCGACGAGUUGUGGAAUUGCACACUCAUCCAUCACAUCUCUCGUAGUCUUGACAAGACUACGCGAGAGGCUUGGGAAACCAGCCUAGGAAACUCUGAAGAAUUUCCGAAGCCAGAGCAACUGGAGGCGUUCCUGACGACCAAGGCACGGGCUCUAGAAAGGGUUGAAACGCCAACGGCCAAAAAUCAGCCUGCUCAACCUCAGGCAAAGGCGAAACCAACAGGUCAACGACCUGCCUUGACAACGUCACAGGCUAACACCAUCACAAGAGCAGCCGCACACGCCUAUCCGUGCGACUGUUGUCAGGCCGACCACUUCAUUGUGUCAUGCACAAAGUUCAGGUCGAUGCCUGUACCAGAAAGACGAAGUCUAGUGGACAAACUGUCUCUGUGCAGAAAUUGUUGCGGCCGUCACACCACUGCGAAUUGCAAGUCUGAACACCGUUGCAAACAGUGUGGACGGCCUCAUCACACAAUUCUACACCUGGCUGCAACGCAGCCACAGACCACAGCCAAGCCUGCGGCAACACAAGAGAAUCCGACAACGUCGUCCUCUUCAACACAAACACAAUAA
Messenger RNA from Osmia lignaria (orchard mason bee), 1470 nucleotides. The record is from RefSeq and is a predicted model, not a curated record. Lineage: Eukaryota; Metazoa; Arthropoda; Insecta; Hymenoptera; Megachilidae.